Messenger RNA from Anopheles maculipalpis, 1042 nucleotides. Its product is annotated as integrator complex subunit 15. The coding region runs from base 33 to 1037 and encodes 334 amino acids. The transcript has a single exon. NCBI's taxonomy places the organism in Eukaryota, Metazoa, Arthropoda, Insecta, Diptera, Culicidae. The record is from RefSeq and is a predicted model, not a curated record.
AAAAUCUCAUCAUAAAUCGAAACAAACACGACAUGGCCAUGGAAUGGAUUGCGGAGUUUGUUUUCCGUGAGCGGCGCGAAGAGCCACGCGGUGCAGCAUUUUCAAAACAAACGCCCCAACCACGCCUUACAUCGAUUGAAGAGUUCCAGCUGGUGCUGGUGAUGUGCGAAUUCUUUUCCCGUCCCGGUCCGGAUGCUACCCGUAAUGCAGUAUUUUUAUCCCUUUUCGGAGGAUCGAACGCACGAACGAGUGUUCUGAAUAAGCUGAUCAGUACGGCAGUGUCGGGCUCGAUUGCACCGCUUCUGUGUGCUGCCGGAACGUGGAUGCAGCAACUAGGAUGCACUUCACCGGCUAGUCUCGAGUUGGCUCAGUGCAUUGUGCGAGAUUUUGUAAUCUUUUCGAAAAAUUCUUCUGAGCAACUAAAAUCGUUGCCGUUGGUUGCACCACGCUUUGCCGCGAAUCUAAUGACUGCUGUUACGGAUCUGUAUCUGAAUGGGACGACCAAAUCGCAACUCAUCCCACCACCCGAUCUUUUGUUAGAUGUCAUUACCGACUGGGUGUCGGAGAAUCCUUCCCUGUGUCUUGCUUCCCAACAACAGCUGGCACUACCUACUGGAGCCAUUGCGAUGCCGGUCAUAACGCCGCUAGCCGGUCUCAUACGUUGGUGUGUGCUGUCGCUGUUCGUUACGGAUAACCAGGAGCUGUACAGCAAACUCCAUCUAGCCGUACUGCAAAGCUUGCUGGAAGCGACACCACCCGUAACGAUACCGCCUACGCUACAACCGAUCAACGCUCAACAUCUAAUGCUUAUUGUGAACACAAUACAGGCCGAAAUGGAAUGUCUUGCGAAGAAGGGCCAAUCGUUGGAGGAGGAAAAUCUUCAAAGCUGCUUGGAACGGUUUGCCCAAGCGGUACAGGUCGGUCUUACAUCGCGCUGCAUCUUUGGUAACAUCUCGCAGCUAAUGUUCCGGCUGGAAGCACUGCCGGGAAAGAACAAACUGCUGCAAAUCGUCAUCAAUGCAAAUAAAGUUAGUUAAAGAAA